UGGCGGCUUUGGCGGCGGCGGCGGCGGCGGCGGGGGAAGAUGCUGCAGUCCCUGGCCGGCAGCUCGUGCGUGCGCCUGGUGGAGCGGCACCGCUCGGCCUGGUGCUUCGGCUUCCUGGUGCUCGGCUACCUGCUCUACCUGGUCUUCGGCGCCGUGGUCUUCUCGUCGGUGGAGCUGCCCUACGAGGACCUGCUGCGCCAGGAGCUGCGCAAGCUGAAGCGGCGCUUCCUGGAGGAGCACGAGUGCCUGUCGGAGCAGCAGCUCGAGCAGUUCCUGGGCCGCGUGCUGGAGGCCAGCAACUACGGCGUGUCGGUGCUCAGCAAUGCCUCGGGCAACUGGAACUGGGACUUCACCUCCGCGCUCUUCUUCGCCAGCACCGUGCUCUCCACCACAGGUUAUGGCCACACUGUGCCCUUGUCAGAUGGAGGUAAGGCCUUCUGCAUCAUCUACUCGGUCAUCGGCAUUCCGUUCACCCUCCUGUUCCUGACGGCAGUGGUCCAGCGUGUCACCAUCCAUGUCACCCGCAGGCCUGUCCUCUACUUCCAUGUCCGCUGGGGCUUCUCCAAGCAGGUCGUGGCCAUCGUCCACGCCGUUCUCCUCGGGUUUGUCACCGUGUCCUGCUUCUUCUUCAUCCCGGCGGCCGUGUUCUCCAUCCUGGAGGAUGACUGGAACUUUCUGGAGUCGUUUUAUUUUUGUUUUAUUUCCCUGAGCACCAUCGGCCUAGGGGAUUACGUUCCUGGAGAAGGCUACAAUCAAAAAUUCAGAGAGCUCUAUAAGAUUGGGAUCACGUGUUACCUUCUGCUUGGCCUCAUUGCCAUGCUGGUAGUUCUGGAAACCUUCUGCGAACUCCACGAGCUGAAAAAAUUCAGGAAAAUGUUCUACGUGAAGAAGGACAAGGACGAGGAUCGAGUACACAUCAUCGAGCAUGACCAGCUGUCCUUCUCGUCCAUCGCAGACCAGGCAGCCGGCCCGAAGGAGGACCGGAAGCAGAACGAGCCUUUCGUGGGCCCUCAGUCCUCUGCCCAUCCCGAUGGCCCCGCAGGCAACUAAGGGCUUUGCCGUGUUGUCCGGGAGCAGCCGGGUGAGGGCAGCGAGCAAGACCCUUUGUCUUGUUUAUUUGUAUGAGAACGUAGAUACCAAGAUGGUAUUUGAACAAAUACCUACUGUCCAAAAUACUUACAAAAAAACAAAAAACAAAAACAAAAAAACACACAAAACCCCCCCAACAUAACAGAACAAAGGAAGCUUUUACUCUGGAGGACUGUCUAAUAUCCGAAGAAAUGGGAUGUGUACCUAUGAUUCACAUGGGACAAAAUUACCUAGACUUUACUAAUGGGUAAAGAAUACUUGAAGAAGUGAGCUGCGGUGGAGAGAAGUGGAUUUUAUACUUUUAACUGGGGACUUGGGGAUUUGCAUUUAAAUCGUUUUAGCUGAUGGCUAAAUAGAACAUUUAUAUUUAAAAGCAAAAAAAGAGAGAGAGAGAGAGAGAGGCAUAGAGAUGUGUUUUAUAAAUAAGUUUAUGUGCACCAGUCUGCAUGUGCCCAUCCAAGAUCAUUAUUUUUGUAGAAUCUAACUUAAAACUACUAUUUAUAAUGAAUAGGUUGCCAUUAACUGUGUACAAACAAGUCCAAAUAUGUUUAUAUCUUGUACAUAGAGGGUUUAGGUCACCAGAUCUCAGCAUACUUCUUAACCCAAGAUUGUAGAUACUUUUCCUUUUGAUUUCUCUUUAUACUGAAGAAUCGAGAGUUGCUACAAUAAAAUAAGGGAAAUAGUACACUUAAGAGUGAGUUACUGUCAUAUUCUACAAUAAAUGUUUCUACCCUUUGCAUUGGAAUGAUACCAGAUGUCUAAAAUGUCUGUAAGCGUUUCUCCGGAGGUGGACAAACAAUGAAGAAUAUGAUUUGUAAAGGAAGUUAUUUUGUUUUGAAAGUGCGUCGUGAUUCGUAGUCACCUAGUGCGAAAGCCCAGAUCGUGGACACAGAAGCCCGAGAUGAACAGAUGCUGGCAAAUUAAUCAGAGAGUUUUUUAAAUUUACAAGCUGACAUCAAUAAAAAUCCUAGCUGGUUGCAAUCUUUAU
Panthera uncia (snow leopard) is the source of this 2077-nucleotide messenger RNA. RefSeq names its product potassium two pore domain channel subfamily K member 1 (gene KCNK1). Lineage: Eukaryota; Metazoa; Chordata; Mammalia; Carnivora; Felidae. Gene Ontology annotation, molecular function: potassium ion leak channel activity. The transcript is spliced from 3 exons. Gene Ontology annotation, biological process: stabilization of membrane potential; potassium ion transmembrane transport. The record is from RefSeq and is a predicted model, not a curated record. Gene Ontology annotation, cellular component: membrane. Bases 40 to 1050 code for a protein of 336 amino acids.